AUGGAAACCGUGCAGCUGUUCAAGGCGAUGGGUCAACGCGUCGCAACGCUACCACCGGCGCAACAAAUCGAAAUCAUCGACACCGUCCGGCAGAUGAUCGACGCGUCGCAGAAGCUAAACCGCAGCGCGGCCCUCGCGCACGCUGAGUUCCAGCGCCCAACGCACUACAAUCUGGCGAAAAGCGUCUCCCAGUCGGCCGCAUCGCUAAACAGCACCGACGCGAUGGCAACGGCAGCAUCGCUCGUCUCCUCACCGUCCUACAUACUGUGA
Anopheles marshallii is the source of this 270-nucleotide messenger RNA. RefSeq lists its product as uncharacterized. Lineage: Eukaryota; Metazoa; Arthropoda; Insecta; Diptera; Culicidae. The record is from RefSeq and is a predicted model, not a curated record. The transcript has a single exon. Bases 1 to 270 code for a protein of 89 amino acids.